AUGGAAGACGCCAAGGCGGCGGCAAUGGCGCAGCAGCAGCAGCAGUUCCUUCUCUUGCAACAGCUUCAGCGCCAGAAGCAGCAGCAGGACGCCAUUUCUCGAUUCCCAUCCAACAUCGAUGCCCAUUUGCGCCCACCUCAGCACCAUCUCCUUCACCAGCGUCCCCAUACCUCUGCUCAACCACAACAUCAACAUUCUCAAAUCCCUAAUGCUAAUUCGAUCCCCAAUUUGCCUCACCCACAAAACCCUACUUCCAGUAACCCUAAUAAUAAUACUGCCCAAAAUCCCCAGCAACAGCAGCACAAGGCCUCUUUGCAGCUGGCUUACCAGGACGCCUGGCGGGUUUGUCAUCCUGACUUCAAGCGCCCUUUCUCUUCCCUCGAAGAUGCUUGCGAGAGGCUAUUACCUUACCAUGUGGUAGCUGACUAUGAAGCAGAGGAGGAUGAUAAGAUCCUUGAUUCUGACACGACAGGUCAAAUGCUUUCUCGCUCUCAGCAAUGGGACAACAAUAUUGCUGCCAAAGUUGCAGAGUUUACUGCCACAUUUGAGAAGCAAGUCCUCGCCUUUAAUAUAAUUUCCCGCAAGCGUGGCCUCGGGGAGUUUCGGACGGAGGAGAAACUGAUGAUGGAGCAAUUACUGUUGCAAGAGGAGAAACGAGCACUGCUUGAAUUGAGGGCUGAAAUGGACUCGAGGCAGAAAGCAACUCAAGAAACUCACGAAGCCAAUAUGCGAAUGGCUGCUCAUGCUGAGAUGAUGACUCGAGCGCCCCCAAUGAGAGCAAACGCACUUGGCUUUCAAGGCAGUAAUGUUUCAAUUGGUCAUGAGAUAGGGGAGCAGGAUCAGGAUCAGGAUCAGGAUGCCAACCAUGAUGAGAUGAUGAAUGGAUGGAGUAACAAUGCACACAAGGAUGAUAAGGAGCCAUCUGAUGAUUUCUUGAAUGAUGAGGAAACUGAAAAUGGAGAUACUGCCAUGCAAACUGUGUGGCAUGGAACCGGUGAGUUAGAUUUGAAUGCAAGAUAG
This is a messenger RNA of Fraxinus pennsylvanica, 1020 nucleotides long. The record is from the annotation of a GenBank genome assembly. Lineage: Eukaryota; Viridiplantae; Streptophyta; Magnoliopsida; Lamiales; Oleaceae.